This is a messenger RNA of Cotesia glomerata, 1849 nucleotides long. Its product is annotated as insulin-like growth factor-binding protein complex acid labile subunit. The record is from RefSeq and is a predicted model, not a curated record. Gene Ontology annotation, molecular function: protein binding. Gene Ontology annotation, cellular component: plasma membrane. Lineage: Eukaryota; Metazoa; Arthropoda; Insecta; Hymenoptera; Braconidae. The transcript has 3 exons. The coding region runs from base 568 to 1767 and encodes 399 amino acids.
UCACCUCGACUCUAGAUUGAAGCAUCCUUCUCUGGCUAUCAGUCGAGUCACCUAGUUACAGCAGUACUCUGUUAGUGCUUUAAGCUCUCCUCGGUGUACUGGUACUAUACAGAGAGCACGCGAACAGGGAGAAUAAUUAUGAGCUUGCGCACUUCCAACAUUUACCGGGGGUAAUAGAAGCUGAGCCCAGUUGUAUAGCUCCCAAUGAAAGCUCAGUUUCAACCGCUCGUACUUGUUAAAUCUUACAUUUUGCUCCUCUGUACUUCUCAGUGUAGUGAUAUUAUAUUUGCUGGAGCCCAGAUGUCUCGAAUUGAGACUUUGAAUCAGUUUCUGAAUAUUGAGUCUUGCUGAAAAAAAAUAAAUUUUUUUUUUAUCUGUGGAGCUACAAGUAAAAUACCAUCUAUGUACUUGGUAGUCUUUAAGUGAGUGUCGGUAUAAAAAUAUGACAGCUUUUCGCUGGUGACAAACCAGAUUAUCCUGAGACAUAUAUAACAGACGUGUGCUCCUGCACUCGACACCGCCUAUCAUCUUGAUGCCAAGGCAUGCGCUCUAAAAAUAACGAGAUUGAUGUCUCACGGAGCGCAGGUUCCAAGUUUACUGACGUUAUGCUUUACGGUGGGGAUUUUAUGUUCAAAUAUUUUUGCCCAAGACGAAAUAAGUUCAACGACCACAGAGCCUUUUUUGUGUCCAUCGGGAUGUAUAUGUCUCUCCUCCAAACAGGUACUUUGCAAUACCGGUGGAUUAAAGGAAAUUCCCACGUACCUUAAUCAAGGAAUAGAAGAUUUAUCACUAUCAAAAAACGAUUUUUCAACAAUUGAAUCAGACGCAUUCAAAGGCUUGCGUUACUUGCGUAAGCUGAGUCUGGACAGCAACAACAUAACGGUGAUAAAGCCGUUCGCCUUUCGCGGAUUGACCACGCUGACCGAUUUAUCAAUCCAAUACACCCCCCUCAGCUACAUCGGGCAAUAUUCAUUCGCAACUCUGCACAACGUCACCCUAAUCCUGCUAGCCCAUAACAGGAUAAAGUACAUCGAGGAGUUUUCAUUCGCCGGAACCAGCAACAUAAAAUUAAUUCUGCUGACCAACAAUCCGAUAGUGACCAUCCAGAGCAAAGCCUUCUCAGGACUGAACAACGUCGAGCGGCUGAUAUUCCCCUCGGGGAUCCGGACCAUCGAGCCGGACGCAUUCAACGGGCUGUCCAACGUCGGUCUGCUGAAGCUGACCUUCAUGGACUUGACCAGUCUUCUUCCGUACACCUUCCGCGGACUCAGCCACGUCCAGCUGCUCAACAUCCAGGAGAGCGAUCUUGGGACGAUCAAAGUCGACGCUUUCACAGACUCGGAUCACAUUGACAACCUGUACAUACUCAACAAUAAAAUAGACUUCAUUGAAGAGCUCAAGCUCACUGGUGAUAAUGCUGUCGGCGAACUGAGGUUCCAAGGGAACCACGUGCUCAGGUCGCCUCGAGCUAAGGACACUUGGCUGAACGUCCACUCGAUUUCUGCCCAGAAUAAUUAUUUUUCCUGCGACUGUCUCAUCCACGAGUUGUUCGACAGCGACUUCACUAACGGCUCCGUCCAACAGUUCCGUAAAAAUAAUUUCUGCAUAUCACCGUUGGAGUACCAUGGAAGCCCGAUGAGCGAGAUUGAUUUUGAUUUAAUUGCUCGGUGUCAUGAUAAAGUUGUUCAAGAUAAUCUUGGGUCAAGUGCUCCUUCUUUCAUAAGGCAUUUUAUUAUUAUUAUUUCUAUUUUCUACGCCAUCCAGUAAUAUAUGCUUCGCUUUCAUCUGCAAUAUAAAAUAUAUACAUCAAAUCAUCAGUCAUUAAUAUUUUAUGAGUAAAUUGUUAAUA